GAAGUUUGUUAAUAUAUUGUUAAAAAUACAAAUUGUUUGCUACGGUGUACUCAAAACACAGAUGUCGCACGUAGCGCUUGGAUUUGUGGAACUUAGCGGUGACAGUACAAGCAACGGCUUUGCAAAAAAACAGCUGGCCUAAAAGGCGCAAAAAACGUUUGGACCGGCGAAAAGUUCACCAAAUUUUUAAUAAUUUGGAAUAUUGUGUUUUGCCAAUUAAAAAUAAUUAAAAAUUACAAUAAUAACGAUGCAGUCUUUGCAGAAGUAUUGCGGUUCGCCAAACAAAUUGGUGGAGCUCAGUCUCAAUAUGCAUUUGAGCGCAAAACUAGCGAAGAAUAGCUUGCGUUGGGGUUGUCUAAAUGUAGUGCUACUUGCCAUACUCUUAUUUGAUAUUUCUAACCGAUGUCCAUUUGCACACUCAAAGUGGUAUUAUGCAGAGUAUAUUGCGGCUGUGUUAACGGGACUUGGGGCCUUCUCCAGUUUCCUCAAAUACUUUCUGUAUAUGUUCCGUAAAAAUCCAAUAUCGGGAACCAAAGAACAGAAAAAUCUACUUAAAUUUGAUGAGCUCGAUUCGUCAUUUAUUGUAACACCACCGCUGCAAAGAAAGAAGAAAGCAUGCGAUGAUUUGGCAGCUAAUCAAAUCAAUAACACAUUGUUAAGUUGGCACUCUUCUUUCAAUGAUUCGCGCGCUGGCUUGUCUCACAAUUGGAGUUACAGUCGCACAACACCACCUCGCGGCAGCUUUAGUCCGCAACAGCAGCAACAACCACACAAUGCUUCCUGGAACUCUGUGAGCAAUCGGUCGGUGGUUAUAGGCGCCAACAACAGUGCUAUGACCAACACGAAUUCUCUCAUUGAGUCAUACCCCAAAUACAAACGUGAAGAAUUGAUAACUGACGAAGAGAGUCUAAAACAAUAUUUAAAAGAGUUUUCUAUACACGAACAAAGCAUGAAUGACACUGCGGAUGUGAGUCAGCAUUAUAAUACUGGUUCAGUGAAUUCCUUUUGGAACUAUUGUAACACGGCAGCUAAUAUGCUCAAGACAUCCAUAUACCAACUGUCCCCACUGACGACUCCUGCUACACCCAGUAAACAAUCAGCUACUGAAGACGGUGGUCUUAAAUUCAUGGAUAGUAACUCAGAAGUUAUAAGACGCAUCUCAUCCGAAAAAUUAUCACAAUAUGUAGCCAAUUUAAGAAGGUGGAUGUCUGCAACUAUUUUAGAGCGUUUAUCAAAAGAAAUCAAAAAAAUCGAUGAGUCAUUUAAAAAUCGUGGAUUUGCGGAUAUGCGUAUGGGUGGCAUUAGUUUGGAACGACUUAAGAAAACAGUGGAAAAUCAACAAUUUGUGAAUCAGUACAUGCCAAUGUUACCUUUGAUCCUGCCCUUUUUGGAAAUGUCUAGCAAUCAAGAAUAUUUGGUUCAACGUAUUAAGGAUUUAGCAGAAGGCUCAUGCAUCUCGGACUACCGUUGGAACUCGGGAGCUGCUUAUCACGGUUUGAAAUGGGACGAGCACCUACCCACCGAUUCUGCGAUUCUAUUCCAUCUAUUUUGCGUUUACAUGGACAGUCAACUUAUGCCUUUACCACAAGGUGGUGGUCGUCCCUUCUUCAGUCGCUAUGUGAUAAUGGGCAAAGAGAAGCGCUCUGCAAAGGAAACCGUUGCGCUCGUCCAAAAUAAAGCACAUUGCGCUAUACUCUGCACGAAUCCGCAGAAGCCACGUUUCAACUUUAUAAGCGACAAGGAAAUCCAUACAUGCGCCUAUGACCGCAAUAAUCUCCUCUAUGUAAUCAUACAAUUUUUAAUCCAUAUGAAAACACAUCAUGAAGGUGCAUUGGAAGGUGUCAACCUGGGCAAAAGCGGCAUAAAUAUUUUGUGCGUCAUUGAAAGCUGAACCUGCGAGUAGAUCAACUAAUAACUUCGCCUAAUUAUACACACACACACAUGUAGUCAGCGUUGUUAUAACACAUUUUUUAAUUACUGAGUGGCUAAUUAAGACUUGACAAGCAUAUAUAAUGAAAUUCUCACCAGACAAAACUAUACGCGACACUCUACUUUAUACUCGUACUUACAAUAUUAAUAUUAAGUCAAUUUAGUUUAGAUUGAAUGAACCGCAGAACUUUUACUCGCCAAGCUCCCAUGAUUUUAAAAGCGCAUAAAUUAGAAAGUACUUCUAUGCGACUAAGAAUACAAUAAAUUGUUAAAAGUACGAACAGACACAAACCCCAACCGAACUCUUACACAUACAUACAUACUCACCCACAUCCAACACGCACAGAGAGUGGCAAUAAUUUUGCGCGUAGUUUUCGCGUAAACUUUUAAUUAAAGGGAUUUACUGAUUUAUAUCGCAAAUCCAUGGUACAUUCCUUUGGACAUUAAUCGUUUUUGUGCUGUGGAUUUAUCGUGUCACAGGAGUGAUUUGUGGCUGAAAUACAGCGAGCUACAGCAGCUACGCCAGCUGCACACGACACACAUACCCAUGCAUAUACAGGAAGCGAAAAUACAUAUGCAGUUGCUGUGGUAGGAAUGUGAACGACAAAUCUGCUUACGUUAUCACAGAGUUUGGCGACAGCCGACAAGCAAACACACCGCUAAUCAAAA
Molecule: messenger RNA, 2598 nt
Organism: Bactrocera oleae (olive fruit fly)
Lineage: Eukaryota; Metazoa; Arthropoda; Insecta; Diptera; Tephritidae
Product: transmembrane protein 209
Cellular component (GO): membrane
Source: RefSeq, a predicted model, not a curated record